AUGUUGACGAUGGAGACGGAUUUGAAAGGCGGGAAUUUGCACGGCACUAUGCCGCCACAUCAUACGCUUCAGCACAGCUACGGGUCGCUCAGCGCGCUAGGCAGCAUGAUGUCCUUGCCUCAGCAGCAGCAGCUCCCACAACACCAGCAGAUGCAACACCACCAGCACCAACCUCUGCCUCAACACCAUACGCAAGCCCCGCCACAACACCAUCAACCGCCGAAUAAUAACAAUAACAACUCCAGCAAAACAUCUAAUGCUGAAAGAGUAAAAAGACCAAUGAACGCGUUCAUGGUGUGGUCGCGUGGGCAACGCAGAAAGAUGGCUUCAGAUAAUCCUAAAAUGCACAACUCGGAAAUAUCUAAACGUUUAGGCGCACAAUGGAAGGAUUUGUCUGAAUCCGAAAAGCGGCCGUUUAUUGACGAAGCUAAAAGACUUAGAGCAGUUCAUAUGAAGGAACAUCCGGAUUACAAGUACAGACCUAGGAGGAAAACAAAAACCCUUGCUAAGAAACAAGAUAAAUAUCCAUUGGGCGGUGGAGCACUACUGGGGGCGAGUGACGCACAAAGAGCGGCCGCGCCGUCGGUACAGCAGACACGAGAAGUGUACCAAAUGGCGCCAAACGGUUACAUGCCUAACGGAUACAUGAUGCAUGAUCCAACUACGUACCAGCAGCAAUCUUACGGAUAUCCGCGAUAUGAUGUUUCUCAGAUGCAGCAAAGUGGAUACAGUGGCAGUUACUAUGGUGGAGGCCAGAGUUCACCAUAUCUACAUCAACCAUCACCACCGGCGGCCUACGGUUUGGGCCCAACUUCCCCUACUGGUUACCCAAUGCCAGCUUCUUGUGCCUCGCAUUCACCUAGCGACUCGUCAGCCAAAUCAGAACCAGUAUCCCCUGGUCCCCCAGGAAUGAAACGCGAAUAUGUGUCGCAUGAACCUACAUCGCAGUUGAAGCGUGAGUUUGUGACGCACGGACAUCUGCCCCUUCAAACUCACACGCAUGAUCAAACGAUGCCCAUGAAAAGAGAAUAUGCGACACAGCCAGAACUUAAUCAAAUUAUUAGCAUGUACUCUCUGCCAGACGACCAACAGCGGUACACCGAGCGCGCCAUGUCGCUCAUCUGA
Molecule: messenger RNA, 1125 nt
Organism: Melitaea cinxia (Glanville fritillary)
Lineage: Eukaryota; Metazoa; Arthropoda; Insecta; Lepidoptera; Nymphalidae
Gene: SoxN
Product: transcription factor Sox-14
Exons: 1
Coding region: 1-1125 (374 amino acids)
Biological process (GO): cell differentiation; regulation of DNA-templated transcription; anatomical structure morphogenesis
Molecular function (GO): DNA-binding transcription factor activity, RNA polymerase II-specific; RNA polymerase II cis-regulatory region sequence-specific DNA binding
Source: RefSeq, a predicted model, not a curated record